This is a messenger RNA of Pichia membranifaciens NRRL Y-2026, 1063 nucleotides long. RefSeq lists its product as hypothetical. The transcript is spliced from 3 exons. The record is from RefSeq and is a predicted model, not a curated record. Bases 137 to 1063 code for a protein of 308 amino acids. NCBI's taxonomy places the organism in Eukaryota, Fungi, Ascomycota, Pichiomycetes, Pichiales, Pichiaceae.
CAUAUUACAACUGAAAACACUCCAUCUGUUUCUUACCUAGGAUAAACAUCAUUUAGAUUGAGAAAAAACACUUUAUAGUCAAUCCAAGAAUCAAUCUUUUACAAAAGUUACAGGACAAAAAUUUAUACAUUUAUAAAUGCUAUUUCUCUUCAAAAUCAUUCUGUUCUACUUGACCUUAAUAACAGUUGCGGCGACACCUAUCUUAAACAAAAAGAUAUUUCCAUUUUACGACUUUUUACACACUGUUGCUCCAAUAUAUUUAAGAGCACAAUUUAAUGGCAACCCUAACGUUCAAUAUUGGACAAAAAUUGCCUGGUGGGCAUCUUUUGUUGCUGGUGAUGGGGGGCUGGUAGAUAAUGUUAACGUUGGUAUCGACGCCUGUCAAUCUUGUAUUGCCAACCACCAGUCUCCAAAUUUCAAUUGUCGAAAUGAUAUAGUCUCAUUAGUCAAGAUGUCGAUUACAAACGUUACAAAAGGUGUCGUGGGAUGGAUGAGUGGUUAUGGCGCUAAUGGUGUCGACGGAAAUGGUUCUCCUGUUAAGAGACAACUUAGCAACCGUAGUGGUGAUGCUGAUAUUGAUACUUUUGAUCCAGUUAUUGAAAACUGGACUUCGAAUAACACAACAAGACAUUUAGCCACUGCUCAUAUCAGAUCUGGAGCUACAAUGCUAUCUAAAUCGUCAAUCAACGAUGAAGAUGGCAAUACGAGUAUACCAUUCUUAUCACGGCAACGCUUGCCAAAUUAUGCUACUAACUAUGGAAAUCAAACAUUAGUUAAAAGAUACCCAACGUUAGAUUAUCUGUGCCAAGGGUACAUGGCCGUGUCAUAUUGCGCCGAUGUCAAUUCUAUUGCCAGACUCGUCGAUGAUAAUAAUGACAUCGAAUCCUCAGUCAGCGAAGUGUACGAUUUGGCAACUGAAGGUAGCAGCUGGACGUCCAAGUUCUACAAAUUGUAUACGACGAAUAGUGAUGAUGUUAGCGAAUCAUGGCAAGCUUCAAUGCGGGUAUUCUAUAUAGAGCCGAAUUCGCAUCCAUACGAAACUGAAUGUGAUACUGGGAGUUAA